Molecule: messenger RNA, 5864 nt
Organism: Sinocyclocheilus rhinocerous
Lineage: Eukaryota; Metazoa; Chordata; Actinopteri; Cypriniformes; Cyprinidae
Gene: tbc1d10b
Product: TBC1 domain family, member 10b
Exons: 10
Coding region: 497-3052 (851 amino acids)
Biological process (GO): regulation of GTPase activity
Molecular function (GO): GTPase activator activity; small GTPase binding
Source: RefSeq, a predicted model, not a curated record
GGGAGCGCGCACGUCGCUGUCACUGAGUUGGUUGUAGGAAAUGCGGACACAGCGAGAUGUCAGCAGGGCCGUGUUUAUCUCUUCCAGCGAUGCUGCCCGGUUCACAUUUCAGGGAGGUAUCCUGACUUUUUAAAACGCACCGCACAAGUGUACUCAAUGCCAGCAGUGCUACGGAUCUGUUUUCGCGCGGAUGAGUGGGCACGCAGUGCGGAGCGGCAAGUGUUUAGCUAACACCGUUAGCCCAGCGGCACACUCAGACUCCCAGCCCCAGCAUUUUCGGGUUUAUCUUUAGGACUUUUCAAUUGGCCCAGCGGCUUACCAGCGGCCUGCCUCGCUCCCGCCCUUACAUUCGUUCAGCGGCGGCAGCGGCAGCGGCGGGGGGGUCACGGUAACCGGAGCAGACAGGAGCCCCCCCCCCGGGACAGACAGCUGCGGGAAUAAUUACUGACUAUGGUCCUGUUUCUCUUUUGUUCAGCUGUAUCAGUGAGGAGCAGCUAUGGCUGAAAUCACCGCCCUCACUCCCUCCCCUCCCAGUAUGGCCGACCAAUCAGUGCCUGCUUCCUCCAGCCCACAGCCUCUCCCCUCAGAAACUCCCAUCCCAAAAUCAUCUCUCUAUGGGGACCGAGCCGUGAUGGGAAACCCAACAUUACCGAUGAGCGGGGAAAACUCCUCUUCUUGGGAAAGCACACCUGGCCAAAACAGUGCCGCUCUGUCUUCAACAGCAACAGAGAGCGCCGCUGGUGCGCCGGUAGAGCUACCAGCUGCUACAGAUGGAGAGACUAAUGGGAAAAAUGAUUUAGUUGGCCAAACGGAGCAGCACACUGAAGCACAGGAGCAACAGAUGUCGCCGUCGCCUGAACUUAAUCCCAGUCCUAAUCUCUAUCCCAACGUUCAAGUUAACAAGACUUCCAGUCCUGCUCCCUCUGUGGACAUUCCUCCUCAGUUUACACCUCCUGUUCCCGUCUCCAACCCGGCCCCCUCUUCACAAGACUCCAGGCAAACAGAAGCACAAAUGGUCCCCCAGCCCGAGCCUGCCCAGAACCCCGAACCCAAUUCUCCCAGCGCCGCCAAGAUGACCCCUGAGCCCCCCUGCACACCCUCCAAGACUGAGUCCCCAACCGUGCUGGUGCAGGAGUCCAGUGGGUCCUUGGUUCUGCCCUCCGCUUACUCGCGACCAGCCCCGGACACGCUCAGCUACCUGGAGUCGGCCAGCCUAAUGUCUGGCACGCUGGAGUCUCUGUCGGGCCUCGGCGAGGACGGCAGCUCGGUGGGGUCAGACUCAGAGAUCAACGGUCCAGUGAGGGGUACUGAUAAAUAUGGCUUCCUGGGGGGAGCGCGGUACAGUGAGGGCAGUGAGGCGGAGCUCGCUGUGGCCGUGGCGAGGCAGAGAGAGAUGAAAUGGUUGGACAUGUUCAGAAAUUGGGACAAAUGGGCAUCUCACCGCUUUCAAAAGGUGAAAAUGCGCUGCAGGAAAGGAAUCCCCUCCUCACUCAGAGCUAAAGCCUGGCAGCUGCUCUCCAACAGCCAGGAGCUCCUUGAGUCCAAUCCUGGAAAGUUUGAUGAGUUGGAGCAAGAGCAGGGAGAUCCGAAGUGGUUGGACAUCAUAGAGAAAGACUUGCACAGGCAGUUCCCAUUCCACGAGAUGUUUGCUGCUCGGGGAGGACAUGGGCAGCAGGACCUGUACCGUAUACUGAAGGCCUACACAAUCUAUCGGCCAGAUGAGGGCUACUGUCAGGCUCAGGCCCCAGUGGCAGCAGUGCUGCUCAUGCACAUGCCUGCUGAGCAAGCCUUCUGGUGUCUUGUGCAAAUCUGUGAGAAAUACUUGCCUGGCUACUACAGUGCUGGGUUGGAAGCUAUCCAGCUGGACGGAGAGAUUUUUUUCUCUCUUCUGAGGAGAGUUUGUCCCAUGGCUUACCGUCACCUGAAGAAAUUUAAGAUCGACCCCAUCUUGUACAUGACAGAGUGGUUUAUGUGCAUUUUCUCCCGUACGCUGCCUUGGUCUUGUGUCCUGCGUGUCUGGGACAUGUUCUUCUGUGAAGGAGUGAAGAUUGUGUUCAGGGUGGGUCUGGUGCUCCUCAAGCAGAUGUUGGGGUCUGUGGAUAAGCUCCGUGAGCUGCAGGGCAUGUAUGAGACCAUGGAGCGACUGAGAAACAUUCCUCCUGAAAAUAUCAUGGAGGAAGUUUUGGUGCAAGAGGUGGUCUCUCUGUCUGUGACGGAGGCCCUCAUCGAGAGGGAGUGCGGUAUUCAGGUGCGCAAGUGGCGGGAAUCUCGUGGAGAAUUGACUCACCAACCGGGUCGGCGUUUGCACGGCACACGGGCCAUCUUCGAACAGAAACACCGGGCUGCUGCGAUCAGCUCUGGUGGCAGCCUGUCGUUCCUGAGCAGUCACAUCCCUCCCCCUGGACCCUUACGUGCGUCAUCAAGCCUCCUGUCACUUCCUGGCCUUAGAAAGUCCAAGAUGCCGUUUCACUCACAGAAUAAGAAGGGCACCACUUCUGGCAGCUUGGGCCAAGAUAUCGUCCCACUGCAGCCCCUUGUAGGCGGCACCAGUGCAGUGGCCUCAAAGCCUCCUGUGCCAUCUGCCUCUAACGCUGGUGCCGGUGGACGUCCCCCAGCGCUGCAUGGGCCCAGUCCACUAGCUACAUCAUCUACUACCACGCCACCAGCUCCAACUGCACACGCGUCCAGCGCGCAGAUGCUUCAGCCGUCGCCUAAAGUCGUCUCUGAGCACAUCACCCCCACAAUCCCAUCGCCCACCGCAAACAACGCCCCAUUACCACCUUGCCCGGAAACCGCAAAAACGGCAGUGGAGGAAGAUGGAAAAAAGAAAAAGAAAACCAAGGAGGACAAGAAGCGAGAGAAAGAGGAGGAGAAGCUAAAAUCACGGGAGAAGAAAGAGAAGGAGAAAACCGAGAAAGAAAGGAUGAAGAAGGAAAAGGAGAAAGCCGAGAAAGAGAAGAAAAAGGAGAAGGGGGGUAAGAAAAAAGACAAAGGGGGAGGAGGAGAGACUGAGGAGAAGAACGGAGCCGCAGCAGCAAAAGAUUUGGCCUAAUUCCUGCCCCGUCAUUCCUUCAGCAAGAAUAAAAGCAUGAGAAUAGUGGAAAAAAGAGGACAAGGAAUCAAAACGGCUGAUGACUGGUGAAAAGAGUGUGAGAGAGAGAGCGAGAGCGAAUCGCCUGGAAUGUCCAUUUCAUCUCAAGUACUCAUUUCACAAGGAUAACUGGAUCACUGCAUCUGCCCCACGACUCUCAUCAUCUCAUCUGCACUGUCCUUUUACCCAAUGCCGAAACAGGAAGCAGUUAUUACUCUGCCUUUUGUUUUUGUUUUUUUGAAGUUGGAGAUAUCUGAUUGAUGAGAUCAGCUGUAUAAUUAGUAGUCAAUUCUAGUAUACUGGGUGCCAUGGUGAACAUAGACCUCUAGCACCAUCUGUGCCAGUCCAGCCCCACAACCCCCCUCUGUCUAUCACCCGAGAGCUGUCUCAACCAGAAUACCUGAAUAAAACUGUUCUGUGAUGAGGAAAGCGCAGCGGUGACUAGUCAUAACUUAUCUGUGAGUGCUCUGGAGGACCUAUUUAUUCAUUGUACUGUUGAUUGUUAGUGUGUGUUUGUGUGUUCUUGUAUGUCUGUGCCUUGGCAGUGUAGUGAAUCGUGUCACAGUCUUGUGCUGCAGACCGGUCUCGUCUUUCUUCUCUCUUUUCAGUCUCUCAAAGGAGCUCGUCUUUACAGGUGUGGUCUCGUAAGAGGAACUGAUAAGUGUUGGGGGGACUGGAGGAGCUAAAUUGAACUGGGGGGAAAGGUACGUUCUCCUUUAAAACAGUGGAGAGAGCCACUUUUAACUGUCUAUUUAAAAUAAAAAAGGUUUGAAUAUCCAAGUUAACAUAAUUACUAAAAGGAAAUUAAAACUGUUUAUGAUUAGUGCACCUAUCUCUGCUCAAAGACUCUCAAUCUGUCAUUACAUCAGACUCACCAAAAAUUCCCUUUUGAUGCCCAAGAGUUUAUUUGAUUUCUUUCUUUUUCGAACAAAUUGCAUCACAUAAACGUUAAAGUCUGCCAAGUGUGUCAGUCACUCCAGAUAUCUGUGGUUUGAUGUUAAUUAUCUCGAUGUUGAUAUGGAUGUAGAGUUCAGACUAGAACUUUAAUAAAUUUAUGCACUUGAGGCCUGUUGAUUUUCACCACUAACCUUGAUCGGUUUGUUAAUGCAGGGCACUCUCUAAUCCAGCUCUCAUGACUCCUGAAGUCUGCGCCUUGUUGGACGGGAAGGGUUUGGUGCAGCACUGUAGCAUUAACCUUUGCCCUUUGAAGCUCUUGGCUUCAGGCUGUAAUGUUUUGAUGUAUAAACUAUUAAUUUAAUCGGAUGAAACCAUAUACUAUCUAUUACAGCUAUUAUUAGUCUCCUUUUGGAUUAGAUUUUUUAUUUUUCUAUGCAAGUAUGCAGAGGCCUGGUAGACUGGAAUGGCAGUGAGCUUGGUUUUAGGAGAGCGAUGUAUUUAAUCGCAGGAUUUAUUUUUCUUUUAUUUUUUAAGCACUGAAAAUUAUUUUUGCACAUUUUUCUCCCAACAUCCCGGAGAACAAAAACAAGCAGUUGUUAUUUAUUUUAGACAUUUUAUAAUCACUAGUUUAUCUAAUAUUACUGCAGUAUUUGUGUUAUGGGAGAUAGUGAUUUCAUACUGAUUAUUAUUUCAUUCUGAUCUUUUUUUUUAUAUAAUAUUAUUAUUAUUAUUAUUAUUGUGUCCCAACGAAGGGGGAAGUGAUCCCAAAGAGUUGUGAGAGAAAAGGAAUGGAUCAAUAAAAUGUGUGCUAGACAUUUAUGUAUUAAUUAAACAUGUAAAAUAUCAUUCUUAACACGACCUUCACCCAAACAGUGUUACUCUUGAUGUGAAGUGAACACUGGCGAAUUGAACUCCACCGUAAUCCACUGACCCCUCAGUAUUAUGAAUUAUUCUGAUACAUUCACCAGGUGACUGGACCAUACUUACUAGACUCCUACUCAAUAUAGAAUAUUUUCUGUCAAGACAGAAGAGACCUGAAGUGGUUUCUAGGUUGCAAUAUGGUAGCCAAAUACUCUGUCAAUGUUUUAAUGGUGUCUCCUGUGUUUACUGGACUUGUUCAGUCUCAACUGCAGGGGGUCAAACCUCCGCCUCACCUGUCAGUGGUGCCCUCACUGACCUCAGUGGUCGUUGCUUCCUCUAAAGGCAGUACUAUUCAAAUGGAAAGCAAGCAAAUUAUGUCUAUGCAAAUUGUAUGUUCCUAACUCUCUGCACAAUGUAGAUGUUGACAUUUAUGGUGUGGCCACCAGGGGGCUCAAACUACCUUCACUGCUGACAGCAGCACUGGAACUGUUGAAGGAAAGGUGGAGUGGAUGUCUUAUUAUCCUGAAGAACUGCUCUAAGUUCCAAGCACUAGCCUAAACCUGGUUUUGCACCUGUCAGGCCACCUUCACUAACACCAUCUUGUCUGUACUGCCAACCAAGUGCAUGACCGGUGGACUUAAAAUGGUUUGGACGCUGUGCUCACCAAUAAUUAAUGCAAGGCCAUCCAGUGUUGGUUUACUAACACUCUUGAGACAGCUGGGACUGGGUGUAAAGUAGUUUGACUUCUCUUAAGGAUUUCUGCAUUGCUAAAUAUGACCCAAUGUAUGUUGUAAAAUUGAUCUUAAAUCAUUUUAAUUUUCAUUUUAAUGUGUUUAGGUUAGUUUUCUCAUCUUGUCCUUUGUAUGUCUCAUGCUUGUUUUUUAUGUUUACAUGAAACCAUUUACAGUUGAGGAUGAAAUAAAUUCAUAGAUGAAGUUGUUCUAAAACUGCAGAAGAGGAAGUUCACAGUGUAGUUAAUAAUUACAGUUGUGAUGAAUAAUAAAUCAUAAUAUAU